CCAAGUGUAGGACACCUACCCAAAUCCUAUUCAAAUUAAUUCGAUUUCGCAAACUACUAUAUGUUUUGAGUGACUUAUCAGCAGAUGAUGAUCGGUCACAGUGCCAAACUUGGCGUAGUUUUCAGGUCUUUAGUUCGAGUGGACUGUUUGUUUUCGGAGGCGCGGCUGACCAGGUAGAAACGUUAGGUAGAUCGUGAGAGCUAAAGACAUUCAGUACACGGGACAGUGCCGAAUUUUCAUAAAAAAAUAGGGUCGUUAACAAUUUACGGCAUUUCAAUUCACCUGAAAUCGUUGGUACCUUAGGCUUUCCAACCACGUCCGAGGAACAAUGAGACUUCUGGUGUUAUCACUCCUUGCGCUCUUUUGCGCAAAUUCAUACGCAUGCCCAGAUAGCUGCACGUGCGACUUGAAACUAAAAGCUGUAACUUGUCCAGGUGUCGAUUACCAAGGAUUACUCGCAGUUGUUGCCAACCUGUCCACCGAUACGACCACUCUUACCAUUGGGAGUCCGGUAGGCAAUGCCAGUGUGACCUUUCUGUCAAACGACACAUUCAUUGGGAUUACAGCCAAAGGAUUAACCAGCCUAACGCUCUGUUCAACUGGGUUACUAACCAUUGAUGACCACGCCCUUCAGCCGCUGAAGAAAUUAACCUCGAUCACAUUGACUGGAAACCCUCUGACGAAUAUAUCGAGAAACCUCAUCGUGGACAACCCAUCAUUGACCGAGCUUGCGAUAACGAAAAGCCCCAACCUCCAAACUUUCAGCUCGAUUGCAGGAGGAGAGAAUUUGAAAUCCUUGGACCUGAGCAACAAUGGCAUCAGUACAAUUCCUAACGCGUCAUUCAAUGGAUUAGACCAACUUACAACACUUAACCUGGCGAAUAACAAGUUUGACGUAAUCGGUGCUGGUAUGUUCCAAGGAAUCGACGACACGCUCUUAGACCUUAAUCUCUCGCAGUUAACCCCUCCCAAGACGGUGCAGACAAAGCCUUUCGAACUCCUCCAUUCGCUGACUUCUCUGAAAUUCGCCGGCAUCGUAAACAAAACUUUCAGUGCAAUGAUCUUCUCCGGCUUAACUGCGCUGCAGAGACUUGAUGUUUCGAACAACGGACUUACAGAAAUUCCUUUCGAAGCAAUGGGGCAAUUCAGUGCAGUACUUACUGAACUAGUUGCUGACGACAAUAAGGUGAUUAUCCUGAAAGCUAUUGCGUUCGAGCAACUGCAGAAGUUGGAUCACCUGUCGCUUGAACGAAACGGCUUGAAAGAGAUCAAACCCGGACCGUUUCAUGCUAAUCCUAAACUCGCGUACAUUAGCCUUAAAGGGAAUAACCUAACAAGUAUCCCAACAAAAAUGUUCGCCCACCUCCCUCAGCUCAAGGAACUUGACCUUUCUGGCUGUGGACUUGAAAACCUUGAAACCGACACCUUCGCGGGCGCGGCUAACUUGACAAGUCUCAACCUUGCAGGAAGUGUCUUGGCUAACAUAACUUCUGGCCCGUUUGAUCCUUUGGUUAGUCUAUCUACUCUGGACUUGUCGUACUCAUCGGUUAGGUCUAUAGAGCCGGGGGCGUUUGGCGCUUUAAAGGCGUUGAAUGAGAUAAACCUUGACAUGAACUUGCUUGAAGGGAUAUCCGAUGACUUGCUUCGUAUGUUCAAGGAUAACAAUGUGACGGUGAUCAUGGGGCAUAACCUCUGGGAUUGCUCGUGCGAAGGUAUGGAGAAGACGAAAGAUUUCCUCGAGCAAUCCAACUACACCACACCAAUUAUCUGUAGCAGUCCCGAGGAACUUAAAGGUCGGGAUGUCGCGGACAUCGCCAAGAAUCAGAUAUGCUACGGUCCAAAUAUCACAAAUUGUUGCCACGUUGACCUUAGGGCUGAACUAGGCGAGACCCUCACGUUUUUCUGCAAUGUGACCGGAUCUCCACAACCGGAUAUUACGUAUCACGAAAUUUCUGGUAACCCACUUCCACGCAACAGAACGAAAUUUUCCGCGGAUAAAACCAUGGUGACCGUCUACAACGUUACUAACCAAAACAACGGCAAUUUCACAUGCUUUGCGGGGAAUACAUACGGAAACAUCACUAAUUAUUUCGAGUUGUUCGUCUUGACCCCUGAACCCACCAUGGAACCCGCCAAGCCAUACAAGGAGGGCUCCCUCACUUGGAUUAUCCUUGGAGUCGCCAUCGCCGUCGUAUUCAUCGUAACCGUGAUUGGACUCAUUGUUUACUUCGUGAGGAAGCGAGAUCGGAAUCCAACUGAACUGCUUGUUAACAGCAUGGAGAACAACAUUCCAUAGGGCUAGCUACUCUCAGUUGUUAGACCCUCAUCGAAAAUCAGGAUAAUAUGCUUAAUACGAUUCUUAAUGGGUUUCUAUGGUCAGUUAGGCGUACUCUAUCUCUCAACACAUUCAAAUCAUUUGUAGCUUGCAUGUUAAAUAAAAGUCGCUGAGCUCCCGGGCUAUCUACAUUCGUGGUACAAAUGACAGUAAUCAAAGUACUCAUGGAUAGCCACUAAACAUUAAUAUAUUUAUAUUUAAACUAUUUACAAUUCAAGCGUACUGAUUAACAUAACCCAAUAAAAGUGCGGGCCAACUCUGAUUGAUAGAGACCAAUAAAAGUGCGGGCCAACUCUGAUUGAUAGAAACUAAUAAAAGUGCGGGCCAACUUUGAUUAAACAUGUGAUGUCUCCUGGGACAGAUUGGAACUUAAGCGCCAUAUUAUAUUAUUAUAUAUAGCAACCAACCUCUAGCAUCAUUAGGUUCAAAACAGACUAAAGAAGACAAAAUCGGUUAUCCGCGUUCAAUUGACUCUCAAAUAAAAUGAUCAUCGAUACUUCAUCAUCUGCUGCUUAUAUCUUAAUAUGCUUCAUUAAUUGCCUUAGUUUGAAUUGAUUGACAAUCGGAUAACGAUUAACAGUCAAAAGUAAGCGACACUUGAUGCAAUAUUCAGAUGAAGGCAUAUUUCCACUUGGGCAAUUUACGCGGCGUUUUGCAGCUUGCUCAACUUUCACAGGCAUUGAACAUCUCCAACGGUUCAGCAGUAUUCGUGUGGAAAUUAACACAUGCCUUGCCGCUCAUGGCAGUGCAGGCUAGUGUGGUAAUGGGUACAAGCAACAUGCUGCAUGAACGUUUUUGAUGGUUUAAUUGGAGACAAUUGUGGUGGGUCUUCUUUCUGUAAAAAAUGUUGGAAUAGUGAUCGCUAUACGACAUGGACUGCAUACAUGUAGAUGUUUUGUCAAAAAGUACGAAACUGCUGCCAGUUUUUGCAGCCUCAUUUACAUGAAAAUGCAUUUUCUGUAACUACAUAUCUUUCAAGUGUUUGAUUAAUUGUACCUUUCAGGUCAGGCUUACAUACGAUUAUCAGUCUUCAUUGUUCAAGGUAUGCAUGUCGCUCGUUACGAGCAUAUACGCUAAAUGAUUUAGGCAUCAAAAUAUAACAUGAAAUGACAUGAGAGCGAAAACUGACAUCAGCAAAUUCUAUGUUGCCAACUCUUCGGAAAUGGCGUGCUCGUUCUUAAAGUUAUGCCAACCAUGAUUUAGGAGGUAUUUGAAAUUUCAAGUGGCGGGCUUUUUUCGAGCACGUUGUUAAAUUGAGCAAUGUGUGCUACGUGGGUGAAGGCAAACCGUCAUCUGUUCUCAAGACGAAAUCCCCUGAUGUAGACCAAAAGUGGUACUAGAAGAAUCCACUUCAAGUAUUAAUUAGCGUUUUUGCUACUGCUAUAAAUUGCUUCAUUUUUGCGAGUGAAAUCAUUCGCUUUCCCCUCGCACUCUCUUCGGAAGAUACCUACACUUGUCGGUUUAAAGAUGAAGUUCUUGAUCUUUGCCUGUUUGGUAGGAAUCGCCGCGGCACAUUACGUUUACCAUCAUGUCCCUAGACACCACCACCACCACCACUGCCAAUUCCUAAGUAAAUCCAAUUACCAAUACUUGGGUGGUAAAGAUGCCCAUGGACACUAUACCGCCGAAGCGUGCAAGAGGAGCUGCGGAUCGGGAUGCCGAGCCGUUGAUUUCAACAAGGCUAGGCACGCCUGCUACCACUUCCACAGUAGGCCACACCAUGGAUCCGGACAUUACAACAGAGAUGUUGAUCACUAUUACAAACAUGGUUGCUGAACUCCCAUUGAGCAUUGACUAAGAUACAUAUAGGCCUAUAUAACUGUUGUUAAAAAACAAUUUUUUCACUAGCUUGAGGUUAACUUUGACUUGGCUAUUAAGUAAAGGAUAUGACUUAGAAGCGUUAGUGAAUCAACUGGUUUUGAACAAUUGGCCCAACGUGUUCGAUAUCAGGCUUGAAAUGCAGUACAAAACCAACAUUGCUAGUUUAUCUAUGUACAUGUAUUGUCUAAAAAACAGUGCAAAUAAACAUGAUGAACUAAAAAGCGAAUAA
Messenger RNA from Lineus longissimus, 4385 nucleotides. Its product is annotated as leucine-rich repeats and immunoglobulin-like domains protein 1. Gene Ontology annotation, molecular function: protein binding. The record is from RefSeq and is a predicted model, not a curated record. The coding region runs from base 329 to 2296 and encodes 655 amino acids. NCBI's taxonomy places the organism in Eukaryota, Metazoa, Nemertea, Pilidiophora, Heteronemertea, Lineidae. The transcript has 2 exons. Gene Ontology annotation, cellular component: extracellular matrix.